Molecule: messenger RNA, 1086 nt
Organism: Lingula anatina
Lineage: Eukaryota; Metazoa; Brachiopoda; Lingulata; Lingulida; Lingulidae
Product: neuronal acetylcholine receptor subunit beta-3-like
Biological process (GO): monoatomic ion transmembrane transport
Cellular component (GO): membrane
Molecular function (GO): extracellular ligand-gated monoatomic ion channel activity; transmembrane signaling receptor activity
Source: RefSeq, a predicted model, not a curated record
AUGAACAUGAUGUUUCCACUCACAUGGAUGGCUCUUAUCGGCGUCUUAGCGUCGCUGGAGCUUAUCAGAGGUGCACGGGGCAAUUCUGCCAUGGACCGCCUGAUGGAGUAUGUAGGUAACAGGACCAACCCCCUGUCUAUCCCGCUACCAGAAGAUGUGGGUCCUUUGUCAGUUAACAUAACAAUGGUUAUAAGCAACAUUUUCCGCUUGGACGAAGUUUAUCAGACGCUGACUUCCGGCCUCUGGUUUGUUCUGAAAAACUCACUUCUGUAUUUUCUCCAACAGCACUGGACAGACUAUAGACUCACGUGGAACCCAGCGGAAUAUGGUAACAUCUCCUUGAUAUCCGUUCCUUUGCAGAAGGUGUGGAAACCGGACGUAGAAAUGUUCAUCACCGCAGACGACAAUCCUAUGUUGUACAGUGCCACAUACGGGGACGUGACAAUGUGUCAGUUGAGAUCCAACGGAACCGUCGAAUGGUUGCCUCAUCGCCGCGUGUCUAGUACAUGCGCAGUUGAUGUUUAUUUCUAUCCGUUUGAUUCUCAGUCAUGUGGGCUUCACAUCUAUUCCCCUACACUACCAGCUAUAUUUCUAAAUUGGACAGUAGCAUCACCUAUUGACGCGACCCGUGGAUCAAACCUAUCGUCCAGAGAAUGGGAAGUUAUCAGCUUGGAUCACUCUACGUAUAAUAGCAAAGAUGCUGCGGUAUCAAUAAUCAUUGAACUUAAGAUAAAUAUUCGUCGCAACUUUUCCUUCUUUUCUCUUGCUAUCUUGCUACCUUCGGCUCUCCUUGCAGUCCUUACUCUGGCCAUGUUUUGGAUCCCGCCUAACUCCACGGAUAAAAUGUCUAUGGGAAUGGCCAUAUGGACCUGUCUCUGUGUGAUCCUCCUGGUUUUGGUUGGUAUUGUUCCUGGGGGCGGCGGAAGAAUCCCCUUAGUUGGUUCUUUCUUCAUCUUGAAUCUGGUUCUUGUGACUGCAACGAUGAUCGUCAUGAUUGGCACGACAACAAUGGCAGAGAACUGCACCCCCGUGCCACGGUGGCUCAGCAAGUCAGAACCAUUGGACUACAAGUACAUGCGUUUCUGA